GGCAGCUUUGCCAACUGGAAGGCUUAACUUGCACUUGGGCCGGAUCUGGAGGAAUCCCUACGAGACGGCGUGUCUUUGGAAAACACCAUCCGCUGACAGCCACGCGCCAACGCGCGGGGCAAGUUACGCGAAGCGUGUCAUGGCUACGUGUAGUUCUGAGGAGUUCCCGGAGAUGUACCAACAGCUCAUGGAAUUUAUGGAGAGCAAGAUGGAGGAAAUCUUGGCGAAGCAUCAUGAGCAGAUGCACGACAGUCUCUUGAAAUCCCUGCGUUCUGCGCAGCUGGGAUCGGGCGCCGUUGCUUGCGAACGCCCUCACGAUCGCGGAGCCUCAAAAGGAGCUGUGAAGAACAAACAGGCGUCGAGUACUAAGUCUGCCAGGACUUUGGACGUGCCGAUGCCGAUGCCCAAGCGCAACUCCAUCAUCCGGAAUGAGGACAUGCCCUCUAGCCUGCACGCGCCGGAGCCGAAGAACCGCAGCGUGCCAAGUCUGGUGGAGAUGGAGAGUACCAUUCUGCAGGGCAUCAGCGGCGUGCGCUUGACCCCGACGACCUCCGAGCGGACCAACACGCAGCCCUCGCAGAGAGCCGCCACCGCCUUGGAGCUGGAGGACUUGCGCCCAGGGCCUGUGGCGCCAGCUGCGCCUUCCGAGUCCCUCCUGGACCUGAUGCCCGGCGGAAUUCCCAACUUCGUCACGGUGCACGAGGUGGCCGAGAUCUCCAACUCCCGGGCCUCGCCGCGGAACUUGUUCGGCUCCCCGCGGCCCUCCAACGAGAUUGUGCUUCCAAACACCGCCAGCAUGGGGAACCUCAUGAAGGACUCGCAGUCCGCGAUCCUGGACUCGUUCUGUGAUUGGACGAAGGACGCGGAUCUGGACGUGGGCAGUCGCUUUAUGCUGGCGAUCCCGCCGGGCAUGUCAGUGUGCCUGGGAGUUGUGUCGUUGCUGGAGGGCGCCGGUCUUUGCGCGCUCUAUGCCUUCGGCAUCGUGAAGAGCAAUAGCUACAGCAUCACCUCGGUGACCUGUGUGCUCUAUGGGCUUCUGGCCGCCUGUUGUAUGCAGCUGCUGCGGAAGGCUUUGCGGUCCAAAGAUCUGAACCUGGCCAUCGACCGGCUGCACCUCUUCGUGGUGGACUUCCAGCUCCACUGGAGCCAGGUCUCCGGCCAAGAGUGGCGUAAGUACCUGGUCGCUUGGUCGCUGCUGGUACUUUGCCAAGCAGGAACCCAGGGCUAUCGGAUCUGGUCCUCGCUGCAGCAAGGCCCGUUGGAUCCUGCAGAGAAAGAGCACCGCAUCUACGCCCACGUUCUGACGCUGGUGUGCCUGGUGAGCUUCGCAGUCUCCAGCGGCAUUGUGAUGCUCACCGCCUACGUGCAGUCCCACCUCCUCCUGGGUCUGGACAAAACCCUGGAUUGCUGGUGCUGCCAUAUGAUGCGGUCCCCACAGUUCGAGUUUGGAGUUCAGAGCUGGAACUCGAUGCAGGCCUUGCUGAAGUGCGUGGGCCGCGAACUCGCCGGGAGCUUCCUGAUGGUGCAGGCUUCCUGCUCUCUGGGCUUCAUCUACGUGCUGGCCAACGGCGUGGCCUAUGGGCUGAGGGAGGAGGUUGAGCCAAACCAGAUGGUGAUGGAGGCGCUGAGUGCUCUGCCUUUGGUCUUCCUCUUCGGCCUGGGCAUGCGCCUCUUCUCCCACGGCGCGGCCUUGUCGGAGAAGUGCCGGAUCAUCCCGGCCUUUGUGAACCAGAUCCCCGGGGAGGAGAGCAUCGACGUGGACAAGCAAUACCUUGUGAGCUUCAUCACCCAUAGCUCUGCGGGCUUCUUCGUGCGCGAUGUGAAGCUCACCCAAGAAAUGUUUAUCAAACAAUUUAUCCUCGUUGGUGGACUGCUAUCAGGCUUGUUCGGAGCGUUGUCGCGCAUCUACCUUUGAGGAGCAGAAGUAUCCUCCGGCGGCCGAAAAUCUUUAGGUGGAUUUUGUGUUCGGCUUGGUUCCCAACCCUUGGCAUCGCAAGCUUCGUGUUCGCAACGAACGAACCGAAGCAAGCAGCUCAGCAACUGAAAGAUGCCAAGCGGCGAUUUGGAGCUGGUUCUUGACCCUUCUUCCUCUGCGUUUUUUCCUCUCAGCUAAAACCGAGCGAUCCUCCGCAUCGAGGCGAUUCUCCCAAGCCCCGGCCGCCGAGGCUUUUAACUUAACGGCACGGGGCUCAGAGAGUUCGGAGCGCCCGAACAGUCCUUUGGACAGUCGUCAAGGUCCCCAGUCACAUGG
Molecule: messenger RNA, 2251 nt
Organism: Effrenium voratum
Lineage: Eukaryota; Dinophyceae; Suessiales; Symbiodiniaceae
Source: the annotation of a GenBank genome assembly